Diachasma alloeum is the source of this 2862-nucleotide messenger RNA. Its product is annotated as sphingomyelin phosphodiesterase. NCBI's taxonomy places the organism in Eukaryota, Metazoa, Arthropoda, Insecta, Hymenoptera, Braconidae. Bases 291 to 2255 code for a protein of 654 amino acids. Gene Ontology annotation, cellular component: lysosome. The transcript has 8 exons. Gene Ontology annotation, biological process: sphingomyelin catabolic process; ceramide biosynthetic process. The record is from RefSeq and is a predicted model, not a curated record. Gene Ontology annotation, molecular function: acid sphingomyelin phosphodiesterase activity.
UUAGUUGAUCUUGGUGAUCCCCUGCGACAGUCACGCGGUAGUCCAAACUGUUCUCAAGCUAUUUUUUAAACUCGAGAAAAUCCGAUAAUUCAAGGGGAAGGAACCACUGAAGAUAAUCAAUUAUAAAGAGGAAUUUGUUCGUGAUUAUUCAGUGAUUGUCUUCAGAAAUAUGUCAAAAGUGCUAUUAAGAGUAAUUCAUUCACAGAUCUAACAACGUAAUUAUGUUUUUGUCGAGCCUUCGGAAUAUUCGAUAUUAAAGAACCCUUCGAUUGGAAUACAUCAACAAUAUCAUGAUGAACAAAAGCGGUAAUUUUUGGAAGUGCAUUUUGUUCCUUUGUCUAGCCGUGAUUUCACACACUUCAGGAGUUGUCAUAAGGCGACUGAACGAGGACUCUGGAACCAAGACCAAAGAGGCCUUCAAGAGUGCUGCCUUGCAAACGAUUUCCGCGACUCCCAUUGAUGGAACGAGCAAGGUGAACUAUUCCAGAUUAGUCUGGACCGCGGAAGAUGAGAAAUGGUCGAGCCAGUUCCACCGACCAUCAAAUGCCAAAAAAUUCGGGUCAAUAUUUAAUAAUAUGAACUGUUUCGGCUGUAAUGCUGCUAUAUAUUUUGUACAAAACAUGAUUCGUGGCUUGAGUCCCAUCAGUGAUAAGUUUGCUAGGGAUGUUAUGAAGGAUUCAAUUUACGACGGAUGCAAGGCACGUCUCCCUGUGGAGGUUUGUCAAGGCAUCGUCGAGGAAUUUGUGCCUCAGGUAUACUACAUCCUCAAGAACACAAAAAUGGGAGCUGACAGCACCUGCAGUUUUGUGAUGAGUGGUGAAUGCGAAUAUGUGCCCGACUCCUUGCUCGAGUGGCAAGUGACCUUUCCACCUAUUCCAAAGCCUCCGGUGACUGUUCCAAGUCCGCCGAGAGUGGGAGCCAAAAGACUGAAAGUCCUGCAGCUCUCGGACAUUCAUUACGAUCCGUAUUAUCAGGAAGGAUCGAAUGCCAAAUGCGGCAAUCCCCUCUGCUGUCGUUCGAUCAAUGGAAAACCAGCGACUCCUGAAGACGCCGCGGGAAAAUGGGGCGAUUACCGGGGAUGUGACACCCCCAAAAGAACAAUUGAUCACAUGCUCAAGCACAUACAGAUUAUUCACUCCGAUAUUGAUUAUAUUCUCUGGACAGGUGAUCUCCCCCCUCACGACAUUUGGAAUCAGACCCGCGAAGGGAACCUCCAAAUCCUCCGAAAUAUAAUGGAAGAUAUGAAAAAAUCCUUUCCAAACGUGACGAUUUUCCCGGCCCUCGGUAAUCACGAGUCUGCCCCAGUGAACAGUUUUCCCACGAAAUUGGCUCCAUCGGAUUUCAGUGUCUCCUGGCUGUACGAUGAACUGGAUAAUCAGUGGCGACGAUGGCUACCAACAGAUGCCUCCAAUACCGUCAAGCGCGGUGCUUUCUACUCGGUGCUCGUCAGACCUGGUUUCCGAAUAAUUUCGGUCAACACGAAUUACUGCAAUGAUAAGAACUUUUGGCUGUUGAUGAAUAGUACAGAUCCGGCUAAUGAACUCCAGUGGCUGAUUGAUGAGCUUCAAGGGGCGGAGAACAGAAGCGAGAAGGUGCACAUCAUUGGACACAUGCCACCAGGCACCUCUGAGUGUCUCAAAAUCUGGUCUGCCAAUUAUUACAGGAUCAUCAACAGAUACGAGUCAACAAUAACUGCACAAUUCUUCGGCCACACCCACUACGACGAAUUUGAAUUGUUCUACGACACUGAUGAUCUCACUCGUCCAGUCAGUGUAGCAUACGUAGGGCCGUCAGUGACGCCAUAUGACAAUCUCAAUCCUGGAUACAGGAUUUAUUACGUCGACGAUGAUCAAGGGUCGUCGACGAGGCAGGUCGUUGAUCAUGAGACCUGGAUCAUGAAUCUGCAGAAGGCCAAUGCCAGGGGAUUCCCAACUUGGAAGAAAUUGUAUAGCGCACAGGGGGCGUUCGGUAUGCCAUCACUCCUGCCCAGGGAUUGGGACGAGCUACUUGGGGAAAUGAUGAACAAUACGAAAGUCUUCAAUCGUUACUACAAGUAUUAUUAUAAGGAUUCGCCUACUCGUCCACCUUGUGACGAAACCUGUCGAAAGCAGCUGCUGUGUGACAUACGAAGUGGCCGCAGUCGUGACAGAUCAGUCCUGUGUCAGAAGAUAGACAACAGUUUGUUUGCGAAGGAGCCUUAUGCAAAGUUUGAUAUCGAUGUGAUAGAGUCGAAUGACAUCGACUCUUAUGCGUAGUUAUUGAAAAUCAUCUAUUUUAUCAUUCGUUGUUGUAAAUCUGGAUUUAAUGAUUCUGAGAGAACUCCAAAGACCAUGAUUGCUGCUACUGUAGUCGAUUCUCUCAUAAGUGAGAGCAUGACUGAUGAGUGUGUUCGUCGUCUCUCAAAUUGUCGACGAAGGAUGGCAGCUGUGAAUAUAAAAUUUCAAUAGCGAAACAGUAAAACGAUUUAAGUAGACGCAGCCCUUAGCUAAGUUCUCGAGGAAUAUCUUCGAAUCUAAGGAAGAUAACGAAAUUUUCGUCACUACCUUUUUUGUAGAGUGAAUUAAGCGCUACAAAAAAGGUCAUUACAGAAAUUUUGCUAUCUCCUUUAGAUUCCGAGAUAUUCAUUGAAAAGCGGACCAUACUCCAAAUCAACUUAAACUGUUGUAACACUUUGCUACUGAUUUAAUUGUUGAGAUUUUUAUUAUUACCAUUAUAUGUAUUUUUGUACGUGUUUCAAGAUGAUCUCUCAAUAAUGUGGAUUGUUAGAUAAAUAAUUGAAUGAGAAUAUCAUUUUUUAAUUGUAAUAGUGCCAUUAGAGAAAUUCGAUAAAGUUUAUUAAAAAAUAUCCCAAAUAUCAGUCAA